UAUAUCGGAGAUAUAUUAGUUGCCUUAAAUCCUUUUACAUUAUUACCUAUUUACGGACCUCAGAUUGGUCAGAAGUAUUGUCAUCUACGGGAACUGAGUGAUUUCCCAGCUCACAUCUACUCUAUAGCUCAUCGUGUGUACAAUCACGUCUCCUUUCACAAACAGUCACAAUGUGUGGUAUUACUGGGAGAAUCGGGAUCAGGUAAAACUGAAAGUUGUAAAAUGUUGGUAUCUCAGCUGAUCAGAGAAUGUUACCACCAAGUCAAACAAAAUGGUCUCCCACCGUCUCCAUUAGUGGAUGCUUUUGGUAAUGCUUUCACGGAGUUUAACACCAAUGCCAGCAGAUUCACCAAAACUGUUGAUGUAUUUGUAGACGAACUAGGUGUCAUUGUAGGAGCUAAGAUCAACGCAUAUCAUCUGGAGAAAUCCAGGAUUAGUGACGUCAUGGAAGGGGAGAAAAAUUUUAACAUAUUUUACCAUAUGAUAGCUGGUCUGUCACAAACUGAGUUGAAAUAUUUCUAUAUAGACGGCGAAUAUAGAAUCAUCUCCCCUGUACCAGGUGUACCGCUCUACCCAACUCAAGACGAUUUCCGAUUUCAUCAGGAACGUUUCGCCUACAUUAAAGAAACUCUUUCAAGGCAAGGUGUCCAAGAUAUAUAUAAAAUAUUCGGUGUCUUGUCGGCUCUCCUGCACCUGGGUAACGUCGGGUUCCAUGAUGAUGGUAGGGGUGGGGCUGUUAUAACCAACGACGACGAGGUUGGAAUGGCCGCCAGUCUGUUGAACGUGCUACCUCAAGAAUUGUCUUCAGUGUUUCUGCACACUUCUGUUUACGUUAAAGGUAAAGUGGUCCUGAAGAGAAACUCGAUACCGGAAGCAGAAAAUCAACGUGAUAAGAUUUUACAGACGAUAUAUUCCCGCCUUUUUGAUUGGUUAAUCUAUUGUUUUAAUACAGUUAUAAAUCCUGAACCUCGACAAAGUCAAGACUCCUACAAGAUUACCAUUGUGGAUUCACCAGGCUUUGAAAAUAGAAACACCAACAGUUUAGAACAGUUACAUUUCAAUCUGCUCGUUGAAAAGCUCCACCAGUUUACCUAUUCACAGAUUUUUGUAGGGGAGAGUCGGGACUGUGAGCGCGAGGGGGUAAAAAUACCAGUUAAGGUUGCGUGGAAUGACAACAGACAAGUGAUCGACGCCCUAGAUUCGACUGGUGUAUUGGGCAUCCUAGAUGAUAUUUCCCGCUCUAAAACGCCGACAGACGACGCUUUCCUGGAAAGGGUCAAUAAAAAUCUGGGCAAGAAGAGUAAAUUCUUGAGAAAUAAAAUCGGGAAUUAUUUUACUAUUGUACAUACUGCAGAUACGGUAAGCAAUAAGCAGGGCGAAUCCAAAGGGGUUGGGGGGCAGAGGGGUUACCCACUGACAGUAAGUCAUGGACCCUUUUUGGACGCCGCAUUUGCCACCCAGUUUCAAAUUUUAAUCAUUCUGUUCUAA
Messenger RNA from Lottia gigantea (owl limpet), 1488 nucleotides. RefSeq lists its product as hypothetical. Gene Ontology annotation, molecular function: ATP binding; cytoskeletal motor activity. The record is from RefSeq and is a predicted model, not a curated record. The transcript is spliced from 11 exons. The annotation marks the transcript as partial. Gene Ontology annotation, cellular component: myosin complex. Lineage: Eukaryota; Metazoa; Mollusca; Gastropoda; Lottiidae.